AUGGUUUUUGAACCUCCAUCAUGGGUUCCGAAUGCUUCAUUGAAUAUACCAAAUGACAUACCAAUUAGUCAAUUCAUGCUGAAUGAGAAAUAUGGCAGACAACCCUUUAAAUCAUCUCGCAAUCCCUUCACAUGCGGAAUAUCAGGAAAAACAUAUACAAUUUCGGAACAGGCACAGCGAGUUGAGCACCUAGCAAAAGCCCUAUCAAAGGAGCUAGGGUGGGAACCAAAUACCGGAACAGAAUGGGACAAAGUAAUGGGAAUAUUCUCACUCAAUACUAUUGAUUUCAUGACAUUGGCAUAUGCAGUUCAUGAAUUGGGUGGAGUUGCUUCGCCUGCAAAUGCUCAAUAUUCUGCUGCGGAGUUAGAGUUUCAAUUGAAGUCCUCGGGGUCCAAAGCAUUAUUCACAUGUAUUCCUUUACUCGAUACUGCCCUACAAGCUGCAAAAGCUGCAGGUAUCUCAAAUGAUCGGGUAUAUAUUCUGGAUUUGCCCAAGGUGCUUACUGGGGGCAAAAAGGUACCAUUCAAGACUGUGGAUGAUUUGAUUGCUGCGGGGGAAAAGCUUCCAAAAUUGGAGUUAUUGAGAAUGCAGAAGGGGCAGGCGGCUAAACAGACAGCAUAUUUAUGUUACUCGAGUGGAACGUCAGGUUUGCCAAAAGGAGUGAUGAUUAGCCAUCAAAAUGUCAUUUCAAACGUCAUACAGCUCAAAACAUUUGAGCAAAACGUUAGAGAUGAAUGGGAAGUGAAUACAGAAGUAGCUUUAGGCCUUCUUCCCCUGAGCCAUAUUUAUGGAUUAGUCGUCAUAGCCCAAGGCACAACUUAUCGCGGUGAUGAAGUGAUUGUCCUUCCAAAGUUUGAAAUCCAGUCAUUCUUGAAUAGUAUUCAAACCUACAAGAUUCAAGGUCUCUACGUAGUCCCCCCAAUUAUCAUUCAAAUGGUGAACAAUCAAUCUGUAUGCUCGAAAUUUGAUAUCAGUUCUGUUCGAGGCCUUUUUACUGGCGCAGCGCCUCUAGGCACAGAAACAGCAGAAGAUCUGCAAAAGAUUUAUCCUAAAUGGGCAAUCCGUCAAGGCUAUGGUCUAACCGAAACAUCGACGGUGAUUUGCAUGACUUCCGUAAAGGAUAUCUGGCUUGGAUCCUGUGGCUCGCUCAUCCCGGAAGCCCGUGCAAAGCUAAUCAACCCAGAAGGCGUUGAAGUCACUGGCUUUAACCAGCCCGGUGAACUAGUAGUUCAGUCAAAAUCGGUAGUUCUCGGAUACCUCAAUAAUGAACAGGCAAACAAAGAAACAUUCAUCGCGGAUACAGAUGGAAAUGGUAGAUGGAUGCGUACGGGAGAUGAAGCUGAAAUUCGCAUAAGUCCAUCGGGGAAUGAACAUGUUUUCAUUGUUGAUAGAAUUAAGGAACUUAUUAAAGUCAAGGGUCUCCAAGUCGCACCCGCUGAGCUUGAGGCUCAUCUGCUAGCUCAUCCCUCCGUUGCCGAUUGCGCAGUAAUCCCUAUCCCAGACGAUGCAGCUGGCGAGAUACCGAAGGCAUAUAUUGUCAAAUCUCCAUCAGUAGGUAUAGAAGAGAAUGAUUUGUUGGUGAAAAGAGAGAUUUGUAAGUGGGUGGAGAGUCAUAAGGCAAGACAUAAGUGGUUGAAGGGUGGUGUGGAAUUCAUAGAUGUUAUUCCUAAGAGCCCGAGUGGAAAGAUUUUGAGAAGAUUAUUGAGAGAUAAAGAGAAGGACGCGAGAAGAGCUAAGGGAGCGAAGUUGUGA
This is a messenger RNA of Sclerotinia borealis F-4128, 1752 nucleotides long. The record is from the annotation of a GenBank genome assembly. Lineage: Eukaryota; Fungi; Ascomycota; Leotiomycetes; Helotiales; Sclerotiniaceae.